Molecule: messenger RNA, 210 nt
Organism: Iphiclides podalirius (scarce swallowtail)
Lineage: Eukaryota; Metazoa; Arthropoda; Insecta; Lepidoptera; Papilionidae
Source: the annotation of a GenBank genome assembly
AUGUCCGGCGAAACAAAUGAGCGCCUCGAUAAAUCACCCGACCCCGCUGAAAUAAUUGGAAAUGAGGGACCCCUGCCCCCUCCGCUGUGUCGAUCGAUCGCGGAUGAUUUCGACUUCCCGUCGCGGCGAGAUGGAGGAGUGAUAACCGUGCUCGGUGCUGUGUACACCGAAUGGGACGUAGGUCGUAAACGCGUGUCGAGCAUCUUACAA